Messenger RNA from Anoplophora glabripennis (Asian longhorned beetle), 436 nucleotides. RefSeq names its product ubiquitin-like protein 5 (gene ubl). Bases 143 to 364 code for a protein of 73 amino acids. The transcript is spliced from 2 exons. NCBI's taxonomy places the organism in Eukaryota, Metazoa, Arthropoda, Insecta, Coleoptera, Cerambycidae. Gene Ontology annotation, biological process: protein modification process; mRNA splicing, via spliceosome. Gene Ontology annotation, molecular function: protein tag activity; protein binding. The record is from RefSeq and is a predicted model, not a curated record. Gene Ontology annotation, cellular component: cytoplasm; nucleus.
UCUAGAUAGUUGACGUUUCUGUUUAUUAUCAAAAGUAAUUAUUAAAACUACUGUUAAAUAAGUCCCAAAUAUUGAUAAAAAUUUAUAUUAUUUAUUAUUGUGAAUUAUAUAUUACUUGCCAAUAUCUUUGUGAUCAUACAAAAUGAUCGAGAUUACGUGCAACGAUCGGCUGGGUAAAAAGGUUAGAGUGAAAUGCAAUCCAGACGACACUGUAGGGGAUCUAAAAAAAUUAAUUGCUGCCCAAACUGGAACCAAAUGGGAUAAAAUUGUCCUGAAGAAAUGGUAUACCACUUUUAAGGACCACAUUCAAUUACAAGACUAUGAAAUUCAUGACGGGAUGAAUAUCGAGCUAUACUACCAGUAAUAUAGAAUUUGUAGGUGUUGUAAUUUAAUUUUAAGUAUACUUUUCUUUUAUAAAUAAUACGAUUGGUUUAUA